Messenger RNA from Folsomia candida, 1156 nucleotides. RefSeq lists its product as uncharacterized. The record is from RefSeq and is a predicted model, not a curated record. The coding region runs from base 26 to 943 and encodes 305 amino acids. The transcript is spliced from 2 exons. Lineage: Eukaryota; Metazoa; Arthropoda; Collembola; Entomobryomorpha; Isotomidae.
AUUAAAUAAGUAAUACAAACACACGAUGGGAGAUGAUAACGAGUCUAUGGAUAUGGGCGAAGGUGCAACUACUUCAUCAGCCCCACAAGGAGGAAUUGACGCCGCAGCGCAGUUGAGGGAGCGACGCCGACAGAAAAUCUUGGCGAAUCAAUCCUCCAGAAUGAAUAAGAUUAUGGGGGUGGCAUCCCCCUCGGAAGAUAAUAAGGAUCAACAGCAAAAUAGUGGUAGACCAGGUGAAGGAGACAAUUCGCUUGACGAAGUCCUAGAUUGGGCCACAUUAUCUCAUCCAGGAGAAAGGAUAGUGGAAGAAAAAGUGGACAAUGGAGUGUCAAUAAUUCGUAGAAGAAUAAACAUCGAAGAAUCAUCGUCGUCAUCGGCUGCAAAAAAUGAUAAUGACGUCUUAUCGACAACUAGUCAAAAAAAUGAGACCUUACCCAUUAUUACUACUGCAUCUACUAGUUCCAUGCGAUCAGCUUCAACGUCCAUUAAAAGUAACAGUACGAAACCAAAAGUUACAUUCGCCCCAUCCACAAAGCCCCCCAGCGACGACACACCAUCUCCUAGACAGCGUCCUGCGUAUGGAUUCAUGGCGCCUCAAGCCGAUGGAUCCACGCUUCAUCCGAAAUUGUCGUCCAAGACGUGUCGAGUCCUAAUCUUCUUCUUGGGCAUAUUCCUCUCCAUUUUCAAUACUAAAUAUUUCCUCAUGACAUUCUGCUCCUGGGAGCUAGCCGUCUUUAUAAUUAAUGGAUUUCCAAAUGAUGAGAACCCUUCGAGUAAUUUUAUCCUACUAAUUGCUCUUUUUGGCAUGAAGGAUGAACAAUUGCAAAAGUUUAAGUUUGUAUUUAAAUUGUUUAACACUCUGAUAACAGAUUUCUCUAUUUUAAUGGUCUCUACUUUAAUGUCGCGAGUAGUGCUUGAGAAUUGGUUGUCUACCUUAAAGUAACUUAACAGCUCUAAGUUUUGUGAUAGAAUUUAUCUAAUUUAAAGCGUGUCCAUGAGUGGUGAAAAGAGCGACAAUGUUACAAUCACAUUUCCAUUAGUACUACUACUUCAUCCACAACUUCCAGCAAUAAUUUAGAGAAACCAGUUAUAAUUAUUUUAAGGCAUUUACUUAAAAUUCAGAAUAAAUACGACAUAUGUCCCAUUUUGGUGUGAA